AGAAAUUCCUCCUCCUCACGGAUCGUAAGAUUGUCAGCUGGAGUAAGGGAUUAUAUCAGCGCACUUCGUAGCUUUCCGUCACUUUUGUAUCCUAUCGAAGCACUGGAUGUCACGACACAUUGGCAUAUUGAUAAUACCUGGAAGUCUGACUUGUGGGAGAAUUCAGUCAAUACAUGCAAUACCGUUAUUUCUGGACUCAAUUCCGAUAGCAUUUCGAGAUGCUUCUGUACUGCCUUAACUUUGAAUUUUAAGGCUCUUGAUACAAAUAUGGAGAAGAACCCAACAUGAAAUAAUUUUUAUAUAGUUUGAUAACCAAGGAACACAUCCUUCCUAUUAUUAGAAAUGGGAGAUCUAGAAGUCUUAGAAAAUGGACUUCCAAGCGUCCGUGCAAGAACUACAUUUGCCUCCGAGGGUGGCAUAGAACAAAUGGUAGAAGAAAUGAACCCAUCGAGGGAUUCCUUUUUGCGCAGGCUUAUGAGGAAUAUUCGGGAUUUUAAACUCAUCAGAAGACGCCGUAGAAGAGAUUUAGAACGCAUUGAUUCAUUUUUAGAAAAGUUCUCGAAUGGCCCGAAACCAGCAGACCCCACGAAUGAAAAUAAUUCUACUCAUUGCUGGGGAAGGACUUUCGUUGUUGAUCCCUCCGAAAAUUUUCACUAUCGAUGGUUAUCUGUGAUUUCAUUGGCCUUGGUGUACAACGUAGUCAUGAUAGUUGGGCGUAGUGUCUUUUGGGAACUACAGAAACUGUCUCCAACCACAUGGUAUUGCUUAGACUACUUGUGCGACGGAAUUUACUUCUUCGAUAUGGUUAUUCAUGCCCGUACAGGAUAUUUGGAACAAGGUCUUCUAGUACGGGAUUCCAAACAACUUCUUAAAAACUAUAUUCGUUCUUAUCAAGUCAAGUUGGAUCUUUUAAGUCUCGUACCUACUGAUUUAACGUACCUGAUCAUGGAUACCAAUUGUGACUUACAUGUGCCAUGCAUCGUCAUUUUUCGACUAAACCGGUUGUUACGCUUUCACAGACUGCUGGAAUUCUUCGAUCGUACAGAAACACGUACCAAUUUCCCUUACGCAUUUAGAAUAGCAAAGUUAGUGUUUUACAUAUUAGUCAUAAUUCAUUGGAAUGCAUGCUUAUAUUUUGCAGUCAGUUACUCAAUAGGGUUCGGAACCGAUUCUUGGGUUUAUAAUAUGACUACUCCACGCUUUUCGUCCUUGAGACAUCAAUACAUAUACUGUUUUUAUUGGUCCACAUUGACGCUAACAACUAUUGGAGAGAUGCCUCCACCAGUCAGAGAUGAGGAAUAUGUCUUUGUUGUAGUGGAUUUCUUAAUUGGUGUCCUCAUUUUUGCAACGAUUGUCGGAAAUGUCGGAAGUAUGAUAACUAAUAUGAAUGUCACUCGAUCAGAAUUUCAGAGAAGAAUGGAUGGAGUGAAACAAUAUCUAGAGUUCCGUAAGGUGAGUAAAGAGUUAGAAAAUAGAGUUAUCAAAUGGUUUGACUACCUGUGGAUCAAUCGACAAUCUCUUGAUGAAGAUGAUGUUACAUCAGUGCUACCUGAUAAAUUAAAAGCAGAGAUAGCAAUACACGUUCAUAUGGAAACCUUGAAGAGGGUUAAGGUUUUUCAAGAUUGUGAGCCAGGGCUUUUGGUGCAAUUGGUAUUAAAACUUAAACUGCAGGUGUUCAGUCCUGGUGACUACAUCUGCCGAAAAGGGGAUGUCGGUAAGGAAAUGUAUAUCGUAAAAAGAGGACAACUUCAUGUUGUUGGUGAUGAUGGUAAAAAGGUCCUCGCAACUCUGAGUGAAGGAUGUGUAUUUGGGGAACUUAGCAUUUUAAACAUUUCAGGCGUAAAGACUGGUAACAGAAGAACUGCCAAUGUUCGAAGCGUUGGGUUUUCAGAUCUAUUCUGCUUAUCUAAAGAAGAUCUAUGGAAUGUUUUGGCAGAAUACCCAGAAGCACAAAAAAUGUUGAUAGAAAGAGGGAAGCAGAUUCUUAUCAAGGAUGGCCUUCUUGAUGAGAAGGAUGCGAACGCGAAAGAUCUGGAGGAUUCUAAUCUUCAGGCCCGUUUAAAUAAACUACAAACAGCUUUUGAUAACUUGCAAACUAGGUUUGCAAGAUUUUUUAGUGAAUAUACUAGAACUCAGAAGCAACUUAAACAGCGGUUAUAUCGUCUAGAAACGAAAUCGAACAGGCCACUUAACGAUCAACAAUUAGCACAAAAUUUUACAACAGUAUCGCUGCGCACAUACAAACACAAAACUAUUUCAGAAUUCUCUGAGAAAGAGAAAAGCUAGCCAAUAUCAGAAGAAAUAAAUCGAGUUUUGAUAAAUUUCGUUUAUA
Argiope bruennichi is the source of this 2332-nucleotide messenger RNA. Its product is annotated as cyclic nucleotide-gated cation channel alpha-3-like. The coding region runs from base 343 to 2286 and encodes 647 amino acids. Gene Ontology annotation, cellular component: plasma membrane; intracellular cyclic nucleotide activated cation channel complex. The record is from RefSeq and is a predicted model, not a curated record. Gene Ontology annotation, biological process: monoatomic cation transmembrane transport. Gene Ontology annotation, molecular function: intracellularly cGMP-activated cation channel activity; cGMP binding; protein-containing complex binding. Lineage: Eukaryota; Metazoa; Arthropoda; Arachnida; Araneae; Araneidae. The transcript is spliced from 6 exons.